AUGGCCGAACCCACUUCCACCGCCGAUCCACCACCGUUGAAAAUCAUAACCGGAGCCGAUGCGUUCGGAGCAAGUCUCAAGGACGCGAUGGUCUCCCACCUCCGCUCCCUCGGCAUACCGGUGGAGGACACCGGCGUCUCCUCCUACUACUCCGCCGGAUCCGAAGUCGGCCGCCGCGUCUCCUCCUCUUCAUCCUCCGGAACCCGCGGCUUAGUCUGCUGCGGCACCGGCGUCGGAGUCGCGAUGUUCGCCAACAAGUUCCCCGGAGUCUACGCCGCCACGUGUCUCACCGUCGAAGACGCCGUGAACGCUAGAUCGAUCAGCGACUGCAACGUCCUCGCCCUCUCCGGAGCCAAAACCUCUCCGGAGAAGGCCGUUGAGAUCUUCGACGCGUGGAUCAAAACUCCGUUCAAAUCUCCUUGUCCUGCGUCUGGAUCGGAGCCGUGGAGCUCCGAGAUCUCCUCAUUCCUCGAUAACUCCCUCUCCGAGAUGAGUCGGAUCGGAAAAAAAUCAAUCACUGUUUCAAUAGCUAAAGAGAGAGAUGAGGAAUCGGCGGCGUCUUGUGCGAUUUGCUGCUUGGCGAGGGACAGAGAGUUCACUCCGGUGGAGAUAAUGCCUGGAGGGGAGAUGAAGAUAGUGAGGGAGACGCCGACGUCGGCGAUAGUGAGAUUUAAAGCGGGGAGUGUGGAGCCGGCGCAUCACCAUACGUUUGGUCAUGAUCUUGUGGUGAUUAGAGGGAAGAAGAGUGUGUGGAAUUUGAGUAAGAAGGAGAGAGUUGAUCUUGUUGAAGGAGAUUACUUGUUUACUCCUGCUGGUGAUGUUCAUAGAGUUAAGUAUCAUGAAGAUACUGAGUUCUUCAUCACUUGGGAUGGUCAUUGGGAUAUUUUUCUUGACGAAGAUCUUGAGACUGCGAAGAAAGCUGUUGAAGAAGAAGCUUCUUGA
Eruca vesicaria subsp. sativa (arugula) is the source of this 942-nucleotide messenger RNA. NCBI's taxonomy places the organism in Eukaryota, Viridiplantae, Streptophyta, Magnoliopsida, Brassicales, Brassicaceae. The record is from the annotation of a GenBank genome assembly.